Molecule: messenger RNA, 2142 nt
Organism: Debaryomyces hansenii CBS767
Lineage: Eukaryota; Fungi; Ascomycota; Pichiomycetes; Serinales; Debaryomycetaceae
Exons: 1
Coding region: 1-2142 (713 amino acids)
Source: RefSeq, a predicted model, not a curated record
AUGACCGAUAGUGUACCCAAAGGUAAUACAUUUGAGUCUAUUAGUCUAGGUUCAACUAUAGGUAAAUCAGGAAAGGCCUAUGAUUCGCCAGCUAUUAACAGUCAGGUACCUGAAUCUGUUUCAGCUACAUCUGAUGAUGAUGAUUUAGACCCUGAAGAAUUUUUAUCGCAAAACCUGCCUGAAGCAUUACAGAAAGAGAGAAAUGUUCCAAUUGAUAGUUUCGAGAAUUUGGACAAGAUGGGUAUUCUCAAUUCUACAACUAUUCUUGGGGAUAAAGAUGUAAAAAAGUAUGUGGACCAAAUAAACAAUAGUAAUACCAUUUCUCCUGUUGCAGAGAAUGAACCACAAAUGGGAAUUAAUAGCACGUCAAGUCUUUUAGACUCCAAUAUUUUGAACAGCUUGCAAUUUCUGACUCAAAAUCCUUUUGAUAUGGCAAAAUCCAAUUCGGUUUAUUUCCCCAAGUUGGAUUCGACAAGAUUAGGAGAAAAGGCAUCUCUUAUAAAAUCCUUACUGAAUACUAAUAAGACCCUUCAGGACGAGUUAUACAGGAAUAUUAAAAUCCAGAAGAAAUUGCUAGCCAAUGGUGAAGACAUGAGUAGAGUCAGAAGCUUCAUAUCGCAUAAUUUUAAACAAAUAUCAGAGAACUUCUAUUCUCUAAAUGAACUAUAUUCGCAGGAAGUUAGUUAUAAUGAAUCGCUACAUGAAAGCUUCAAGAAAUGGGACAACAGGCGUGAGAAGAUAUUGAACAAAAUUUCAUCAAUUAAAAGUAAUAGGAACAAACAUGGGUCUAAACUCGAGAAGUUGUUAGGUGAAUCUGAUAUUAUAGAUAACGAGAUUUCAGACCUUGAGAAAAAGCUUACUGCAUUGAAAUCAAAGAAGAAACUCAUAAACGCUGAAAUUGAGGACACUAGUUCUGUUUUAGAAAGCCGAACUUCGAAAUACGUCGAGACGUUUAGAAACUUGGAAAAACAGGGGAUUGAAGCUUUAAAUGAAUUUAUAAAUGUGAAUAAUAUAUCAUCGAGUGAAUUCGAAAAUUUUAUUAAGUAUAGUCCAGUUAACGUAACAUUUUCAAAUAAUUAUAAAACAAACCUGAAGAAUAACGUCAUCGAUCUCCAAUCAACUGAGUCUACACCCUCUACAGUAAUAGAUACUCAUAAUAAUAAAAGUCAUAAUGAUAGGAGUGAAGCAGAAUUCAUCGGUAUGCAACCGUUUAUUGUGCCUGAAAUAUCGAAUAAUCGAAAUGAUAUUUCUCUAGCUAAUCACGGCCAUGGGCUUACACCAUUUGAGGAGGGAUUCGAGAAAGGAUCAAAAGUUUCUCAUACUGUUCGCAGCAAUUUGAAUAACUUUAUGAAGUCAUUAGUUUCGAAUCCAAAGGUUGCAAAUGAAACAUAUGUUCCUACGAGACAAAUUGAUGACGUUUCUAAUACCAUAAAUCAGAAAAUUGACUUGGCGUCCAUAUUGAGACUCUUAAAUAUUAAAGAGGAAAGCUCACGAGAAAUCUUAGGCUACACUUCUAACCAGGCGACGUUAUAUCAUGAAUAUGGAGCUAUAUGGGACAUGGUUGUGGAUGUUAUUAAAAUCCAAGAAAGUAAGUUGCUUUCCCAAUUAUCGGAAAGCACUCUUGCAAAGGAUGCAUUGGACGAGAAUAUAAUAUCUAUCAUGAAUACUAGUCUAAAAAAGAUCAAAUCUUUAGUUUCACCUCUGAUAAUUGGUUCUGCUAGUCGAAAUUCAAAUUCUUCAGCUGUUCAUAAUGCAUUAUUUAAAAGUAUCAUCCAUGAAAUCAAAGCAAUCUGUUCAGCGUUAGUUGUGGCUUCAGGUGAUAAGGGCUAUUUAGAAAAAGUGAAUGAAUUUAAGAUUCUAUUGUCUACGGAUAAGCCCUAUCCUAAGAAUGUUACUAAAAAUCAACCUCAGCCAAAGCAGAAUGAUACACUACUGUCAUCAUUAAAAUCUGCCACAUUAUACAAACCUACAAAAACUGUUCCUUUAACAGGUACAUCGAGCGUAAAUUUCUUAUCUUCAGGAUCAUCUAGUUUAUCUUCGGACGUGAUUAAAGAAUCAGUUGGGAAAUUUCAUGUUAGGAGUAGUGAUAAUAAUAAAGGGUUAUUUAAUAUAAAUUCUAAGCUGGUUAAAAAGAAUGAUUGA